GAAAGAUGGCGCCCUCGCACGUCCUGAGAUGCUGUCAGCGGGUUCUGGCGUGGAUUCCGGUGGUUUUCAUCGCGGUGGUUGUCUGUUGGUCGUACUACGCCUACGUGCUGCAGCUUUGUGUGUUCACCAUCGCCAGUAUAGGAGAGCAAAUUGUCUACCUGAUCUUCUUCCACUUCUCUUUCAUCAUGUUUGUUUGGUCUUACUGGAAGACCAUCUUCACCAGGCCUGCCAACCCCUCGAAAGAGUUCUGUCUGCCCAAAGCUGAAAAAGAGCGUUACGAGAAGGAGGAGAGGCCGGAGUCCCAGCAGGAGAUCCUGUGGCGAGCCGCCGCCAGGCUGCCGGUGUACACCCGCACUGGAGCCGGAGCUAUCCGGUACUGUGACCGCUGUCAGGUCAUCAAGCCAGACCGAUGUCAUCACUGCUCCGCGUGCGACAUGUGUGUGCUAAAGAUGGACCACCACUGUCCCUGGGUGAACAACUGUGUCGGAUUCUCCAACUACAAGUUCUUCAUCCUCUUUCUGGCCUACUCGCUGGUAUACUGUUUGUUCAUUGCAGCCACCGUACUCCAGUACUUCAUAAAGUUCUGGACACUUUGCCGGAGGAAAUCGGCAGAAAACUGCCCAAAGAACGAGCUGCAGGACACUCCUGCCAAGUUCCACGUCCUGUUCCUGUUUUUUGUGGCGGCGAUGUUCUGCAUCAGUAUUUUAUCCCUCUUCAGCUACCAUCUGUGGCUCGUAGGAAAGAACAGGUCCACGAUAGAGGCUUUCAGAGCGCCCGUCUUCAGGACAGGUUCUGAUAAAAAUGGCUUCUCUCUGGGUUUUCGGAAGAAUAUCGCACAGGUUUUUGGAGACCAGAAAAAAUACUGGCUGCUUCCUGUUUUCACCAGUCAGGGAGACGGCGUGACGUUUCCCACACGGUUGGUGACAGCGGAUGUGGAGCAGGCCUCAGCGACGCUGCAGCCAGAUGCCAGUAAGAGUGUGGUUGAUGUUCCUGUGAGUUCCCUCAGCGAGUCGCACAAUCACCUCCUGACUAACAACAUAGACGAUCAUCUGGUCAAUAACCAGUCAGCUGGAAGUGAAACCAUCACAGUGUCCAUGGAGAGCGAGUCAUAACCACAUCAACGCCGCCGUCGGAGAUCGUCCUCUGACAGUUUUUCAGAUGCCUUAAACAACAUAGCGGUUUAGUGUGUCACCACGGAAACAGUCUGCACGGAUCCGUUUAGCGUAAUUAUGGAGAUGCAUUCCUCUUCUGCACUGAGGCACCAGAAUUUUCUUCACACUGUCGAACGUUAUGCCUCGGAACCGUUUUUUUUUUUUUUUUACACACUAACAUAAAUCCUUUUUUUCUGGCCUUAUUGACAUUUUGAAACCUCACAACUGAAGGACUCUUUGAAGGAGGAAUUCCCAGAAUUCUGCUGGGAAUGGGAUUGACUUUUGGUGGGGGAUUUUGGGAGAUGAUCCAGGUCCCUGCAUUUGCUCUGAAACUUUUUUUUUUUGAAGGCAGCACGACCUGUAUGACUUUUUUUUUUUUUUUUUUUAAUUCGUGACGUUGGGUUCCUGAACGCCCGAGCGUGCACCUGUUUGGGACUGAAACCUGAACGGCGUUCAUCUCCCUGGACUGCACGGAACCGCAGCUCACCCAACAAUGACUGAACCUCACCUCGCCGAAAAUAACUGGAACAGUGCUUUGGGUACUAGAGCACAAGGUGGAGCAUUUGCACUUUGUCAGUGUGCAUCAAACAACAUGCAGCUUUUGAUUGCGUGCGAACAGCAGACGCCUGACAGAGAGGAUGCACAAGUCUGAUCCACUGGCUUUGGAUCGGGACCCAUGUGGAUUUUAUUAAAGGUACUCUCCAACAGUCACUGCUUGAGCCCCGCCCACCACACCUCUGAUUGGCCUAUAGAAUUUGUGAUGCAGUAAGUUUUGUGCUUGUUAAUGAAUGCUGCCCCCUGCAGGAGAGAAUUAUAAAACCACAGUGACAGUGUUGGGGUUAAUAGGGGGUGGGGUGUUUUUGGUGUUUCUGGGGUGGUUGCACUUUCCUCUGCCAAACAUUUAGCUUAAUUUAUUCUGUGAACAUUUAAUAUUUAACAUGUUUCUGAGCGGUUUGUGCUAAAAUGAAAGCACGCUCCUGAAACACUGACUGUAAGAAUCCAGGUCUUCACAGGUCCAACACGACCGAUCAGAGUCUGCUGUGAUUAUAGACCCCAAAGGGACGCGGUCCAAAACACCUUUCACUCACAGACCAAGUCCAAUCCAAUCGCACCAAACCUCGGUCAAGUCAUUCCCUGUUUUUGCAGCCUUCUCAGUUCAGACUGCAGCUGAAACUGAUCAGUUUCAGCUGGAUUAGGUUUUCUCUCAUUUAGUCAUUUAGUGCCGGGAUCCUUGUUUACUGUUAUCCAUUGAAGUCAGUGUAACUUUUGAAGCGGUUGAAAACUGUUUAAAACCAGUAAAGCCAGAUUCUCAGAUUUAGCCGGACUGAAGUCAGCUGAUCAUUUUUCUGUUUGUACAGAUUCGUUUAAAACCAGUACAAACUAAAACUUCUGGUUUAAUUCGGACUAAAACAUGUUUAGAAUGAGUUUGUCCUUUGUUCAAAACCCCAUUAUCUCAAAUGUAACUGGAUGGAAUUCUGUUAGUAUUUUUGUUUGUUUGCACAUAUUUAUUUAUUUAUUCAUUUCAAACAUGUUCCAUCAUCAGCAAAGUCGACCACAUUCACAACAUCCACAUCUUCACAUCGUCAUGUUUGAAAAGGAGCAGGCUAAAGUAUAAACUUAUAUUACCCCAUUUCCACAACACAUUAAAACACAAUUCUGUCAUCUUCACAAUCAAAGAUUUACACCCUCCCCCCACAUAUGUAAAAAGAAAAUCACAAAAAAAGUUGAAACAUACAACUCGACCAGUUCCUAAAUCCAUACUGACUUUCAGUCAGCAGCUGAUGUUCCUCGAUAAAAUUGUCAAAUCGAUUUAUGAAUAGUUUUCCAAAAUUUUAGAGAAAUAGGAAAGUACUGAAAUGGGCCUGUAAUUAGUGUAACAGUGCUUAUCUCCUGGUUUGUAAAUGGUAACAACUUCAGCUACUUUUAUCCUGCGCGGAAAGACUCCAGUUUGAAAAGACGAGUUGAAGGCGUGCAGCGGUGGUUUUACUAAACCCUCAAUCACACUCCUCACGGUUCGCAUGUCGAUACCCUCCCAGUCCAUACUGGUUUUGUUCUUGAAGCCUUUCACGACGGCAUAAAUUUCACGUCCUUCCACUGCUUUUAGAAAUGUGGCGCUAUAACUUCUUUCAACAUAAUCUGGGGCAGCUGUUUCUGCCCCUCAGUCUUCGUGGCCUCUUACAGGUUUGGGCCAACGUUUACAAAGAAAUCACUGAAUCCAUCGGCUACUUCAUUCAUAUCUUUUAUACUCCAUUCAUUAUAUUUUGGACAAGUGUUUCUUCUCUCAUUUUUAAUGAUCAAAUUUAAUAUUUUCCAUACACCUAUUGUGUUCUAAUUUAUUGAUAUAAUAUUCUUUCUUACACAUUUUCAUUAUAUUGGUUAGUUUUUAUACCUUAUAUUUCAUUUCUGUUUCAAUAGUUCUGCUCUUUAUAAAUCCUUUAUUAAAUAUUUUUUUUUUUUUUUUUUUGCAGUCAUUUUGUAGCCCUUUAGUCAUCCACGGUCUUUGUUUUUUCCCCCUGUUAUAUUUUAUUACUGGACAGUUUUUAUCAUAUAGGGUUUUAAAUACAUUUAAAAAUGUUUCAUAUGCUUUGUUGACAUUAUUGUCUUUGUAUAUUAUGUUUUGUUUUAAUAAUUCAUUUUUUAAAUUUGUUCAGUUUCUCAUAAUUUAUAAUUCUUUUAUACAUAAUAUUACUCUCACUUCUGUUUACCUUAUAGUUACAAUUGUAAAGCUGCAAAUACAGGUAAAUAAUCACUUAUGUCAUUAAUUAACAACCACAACUGACAUUAUUCUCAAUAUUAUUCAUAAAUAUAUUAUCUAUUAAAGUGGCACAAUGAGAUGUGAUUCUAGUUGGCCUAGUUAUCAGUGGAGAUAAAUCCAUGCUGCACAUGAUAUCACUAAAGUCAUUUGUAUUUUUAUUGUAAUUUGGAUUUAACCACUUUCUGAUUUAGGUUAGUAAAUAAUUCCUCUAUGCUGUUGUUAAAUAUUGUAAUCUCUGAUCCUGGUGUUCUGUAUGUGCACCUGAAAAUGAUAUUUUUCUUCCUUUUGACAUAGAUUUCAACACUUAGGCAUUCCAUCAUUUCAACAAUGUCAGUCGUCAUCCUCUCCACACAUUUGCAGUUUAAGUUUCUGUCUACAUACGGUGCCACCCCACUUUCUUUUUUUUAGUUAUCCUCCUACCCAAAUGAACAAAUUCACAUCCAUCCAAUUCAAAAUCUCCACUCUUUUCUGGAGUCUCCAGGUCUCUGAUAUGACAAUCACACUCAAAGGUUCUUUUUAAACACUCUUAGAUGUCCUUUAAUUGAGUGAAAGUUUGCACUUAGACUUCUACAUAAGCAAUUAAAACCAGUGUGAAUGAAAUCCUCUGGUUUAAAUCAGAUUGAAACAUUUUUAAAAUGGUGUAGAAUUUGUUUGUCCCCUUUGUUUAAAACCACAUAAUCUCAACUUUAACCAGACUGAAGUCAGUUGGUCAUUUUCCAUUCAUACAGACAUAUUUAAAGCCAAUUACAACAGAUUAAAACAUGUUUGAAAUGGUUUAAAUAUCUCAAAUACGUAUAUCCAGAUUGAAGUUGGGUUAUCACUUUUUUUUCUGUUUGUAUAAACAUGUUUAAAAUCGGUGUAAACUAAAACAUCCGUCUUAAAUCAGAUUAAAACUAAAAUGAAGCAUUUUAGACAUUUAAAACCUGUUAUAUAUA
Thalassophryne amazonica is the source of this 4841-nucleotide messenger RNA. RefSeq names its product palmitoyltransferase ZDHHC20-like. The coding region runs from base 6 to 1112 and encodes 368 amino acids. Gene Ontology annotation, biological process: protein targeting to membrane; peptidyl-L-cysteine S-palmitoylation; synaptic vesicle maturation. Gene Ontology annotation, cellular component: Golgi apparatus; endoplasmic reticulum. The record is from RefSeq and is a predicted model, not a curated record. Lineage: Eukaryota; Metazoa; Chordata; Actinopteri; Batrachoidiformes; Batrachoididae. The transcript has 14 exons. Gene Ontology annotation, molecular function: protein-cysteine S-palmitoyltransferase activity.